Botrytis sinoallii is the source of this 1596-nucleotide messenger RNA. RefSeq lists its product as uncharacterized. NCBI's taxonomy places the organism in Eukaryota, Fungi, Ascomycota, Leotiomycetes, Helotiales, Sclerotiniaceae. The record is from RefSeq and is a predicted model, not a curated record. The transcript is spliced from 6 exons. Bases 1 to 1596 code for a protein of 531 amino acids.
AUGUCUUCACCCGCACCCUCUGAACAGCUUCGUUUUGAAAUUCAUGAAGCUAACAAACGCAAAUAUUCUGGUAGACCUCGUUCUAGGCACCCUCUCCAAUCUAAGCCUGAAUUGGGUCAAACUACACUCUUUGAAACCCUCAAUGGAACUCGAGUACGCCGAGGAGCGAAACCUAAUAUUCGAAAUAUUCAAGUCCCCCCCUUGAUAAAUGGUAUGCGAAGGCAUUGGAUUGAUGGCUCUAAUGAGCAAGCUAUAGUAAAGUCUUUCGAACAUUUUCGAAAUCAAGAAGGCGAUCACUCCCUACAAGCUCGAUCUUCAUACCCACGCGAAUUCAAGCUUAGAGCUAUUCAAUAUCAUCGCUAUACGUGGAGAAGAGACAAAAAUGAUCUCUCUUCCCCUAUUAGCAUCUAUUAUGCAGCAGGAAAGCUUGGUAUCACUCCCUCCCUUCUUUCCAGAUGGAUUACCAAUGAAAAUUCCAUAUUAUCAGCUCGAAAAGGUUCUCGAAGAUCAUACAAUAACAAACGAUCUCCUGAAGAGCUUCGAGAAGUGAUUCAACGCUGGUGUCAAUUCAAUCGAAGAAAUACUAUUCGAAAUAUUGAUUCGGAUGCUGGAAAACCUCAGAAUGAAUCUGAAGAAAAUCCUAGAAUUGGUCGAUUUCUACUUUCAAAUAUCACGAAUAUGGAUCAAACUCCACUUGCUUUCGAAUUUGGAUCAUCUGAGCGCACAUACGAUCAUACAGGCAAUAACACAGUUCUUUUAAAGGGGGGUAAAGGGGGCUGGGAUAAGCGACAAGCUACUCUUCAGAUUCUAGUUUCUGCAGAUGGAGUCCCUCGAUGCAAACCACUUCUUAUGUUUAAGGGUGCUGAAGGGGCGGGCUCUAGUUCUCCAGAAUCAGCAUCAGAUCGAGAACCUCGUCUUUUAACUCUUGAUUCUUUUGCUGCUCAUAAAGGGCAGGGGCGCAAAAAGAUUGAAAAAGAGUCCCCAUCUCAACGUCAAAUUCGAGAGCAAGCUGAUCUUGAAGUUCUACGUUUGCGUCAAAUUCUAAAAGAGCUUAAUGUCACCACUUCCAUUAUCCCUGGUGGAACUACAGCAUAUUUUCAAGUUCUUGAUGUUUCAAUCAAUAAGCCUUUGAAGUGGGUUGGGAAUGCCUGGGAAGAGCUUCAUCAAAAGAAUAAGGGUACAAUUAUCAAGACAUUUAGACAGCUUGAUCUUUCACUUCAUCCCAAUGGGAGUGAAGAUCAUGAGCUCAAAAUAAGAGAUUUACCAGAUUUUGAAAUUGGGGAUUAUAGUCGAAUUCUUACCCCCACCGUGACAGACUCCUUACCUGCUCUUGAAACUACAGAGAAGGUUGAAGAAGAGGCUAUUAUCACUGAUGGACAUUCGCUCGAUACUCUUCCCCCUUCUCAAAUGAAUUUGCGACGUAGAGCUCUUCAUACAGCAACAUAUCACACUUUUGAAGAAAGAGAGGCUGGGAUUUCUGGGUAUUUUGAUUCAGAUAAUGAGGCGACAACAUGUACUGAAGAAGAUACAGAUUCAGAUCAAUCUCUUGAUUUGAAUGAAUUAGAGAGUGAUAAUGAUGAGGAUAUGAAUCUGUAG